Messenger RNA from Megalobrama amblycephala (Wuchang bream), 4671 nucleotides. Its product is annotated as NACHT, LRR and PYD domains-containing protein 12-like. The transcript has 10 exons. The coding region runs from base 592 to 4092 and encodes 1166 amino acids. Gene Ontology annotation, molecular function: protein binding. The record is from RefSeq and is a predicted model, not a curated record. Lineage: Eukaryota; Metazoa; Chordata; Actinopteri; Cypriniformes; Xenocyprididae.
AUCUGAGUGUACCUUCACCACGUAGUUAAGACGUGUGUGUGGAAAUUGCGUUGUGACGGAACUUAUGUGGACGUUUAAAAUUGUGCAAAACAAUCUCGCACCCUGUUGAGGCCCUGUUGUAAAACAUACAAACAGUAUGAAUAGUUAGUAUGUUACUAACCUUGAAACUGAUAACAAUGUUUAUUUUGAUAUUUGACGAUAAUGGCGCUUUGCUCUGUUCCAGAUCCAGAUUACGUUCCUCAUGAAGUAGCACCAUGUGUAGCUGCACAGCCCCCUGUUGGAGAACAUGAUCACUAAACAAUUUCUCCAGCAGGCUACUGUAUACUCGCCGGUCUUUUUGCAAUGUAUAUGCGGGUUGGUUUGAACGAGCUGUAAAACUGGGACAUUUCAGGGGACAGAACAACAAAAACCGGUCUGGCCACCCUAUUUUUCAAACAGUUCUGACCAAGUCCACUCCACAUUUGGAUUGACAGCCGUCACAACCUCCUAGUGACCGUGUUAACUCCUUUCUUUUCAACCAUUGGAUAGGAUUUAAAAAACGGCUGUUGGGAUGUUACUUCUGUCAAAGCGCUGAACCCCUUAAGUUCAGUGAUGGAACCCAGAGAGAAACAGGCUGCAGCAUCUUCAAAUUCCAGCAUUGAUGUUAUGGUUCUGGAAUCACCGUUUUCUGACCUCAGUGGUGAGAGGGACGAUCUGAACCAGGUUCAGUCUGGAUGUGGAGUUUGUGAUAAAGUUCUGAGAGAUCCAGUCUGCAUAAACUGUGGACACAAUUUCUGUAGACAGUGCAUCAGUUUCUCCUGGGAUCCUUCCAGACCAUUCGACUGUCCUCAGUGCAUACAGAGAUCCAGAAGACACAGAGUCAUGAGAAGAUCUGGUUCUGCUGAGUGUUACACACAAGUAGCCCUGCAGGAGGAGACUGAAGACUUGCAUAAACCAGUAGAUGAUGUACUACAGAGAGUCAAAGACCAACACAAAACCAACAUGAAGAAAAAGUAUGAGAGAUUAUUUGAGGGAAUGAAACUCCAAGAGAAUGAAACCCUCCUGAACAGAAUCUACACACAGCUCUACAUUAUAGAGGGAGAGAGUGAAGGAGUGAAUGAAGAACAUGAGGUUUUACAGAUGGAGAAAACAGCCAGAACACAACACUCACAAGACACGCCAAUCUACUGCAAUGACAUCUUUAAAGCCUCAUCUGAGCCAGGAUGGGUGGAGAAAGACCAAAUCAAGACUGUUCUUACUAAAGGCAUCGCUGGAAUCGGAAAAACCGUCUCUGUGCAGAAGUUCAUUCUGGACUGGGCUGAAGGAAUGGCGAAUCAGGAUGUAGAUUUCAUGUUUGUGCUUCCAUUUCGAGAGCUGAACUUGAUCCGAGAUCAUCAGUACAGUCUUCACAGACUUCUGCUGGACUUUCAUCCUGAACUUCAAGAUCUGGACUCAAAGAUUUAUGAGGAGUGUAAAGUUGUGUUCAUCUUUGAUGGUCUGGAUGAAAGCAGAAUCACACUGAUGUUUUCAGAUGCUCAGAAAGUUUCUGAUGUGACUGAGACUUCAUCAGUGGGUAUGUUGAUGUCAAAGCUCAUGAAAGGAAAGCUACUUCCAUCUGCUCUCAUCUGGAUCACCUCCAGACCAGCAGCAGCCAGUCAGAUCCCCUCCAAAUACAUCAACCGUCUGACAGAAAUUCAGGGAUUUAAUGAGCCUCAGAAGGAGGAAUAUUUCAGGAAGAGAAUCAGUGACGAGCAUCAAGCCAGCAGAAUAAUCUCACACAUCAGAAGAGCAAGAAGCCUCCACAUCAUGUGCCACUUACCUAUAUUUUGCUGGAUCUCAUCCACUGUGCUUCAAAAGCUAAUGAAAGAAGAUCUGAGUGCAGAAAUACCUCAAACUCUGACUGAAAUGUACAUCCACUUCCUACUGAUCCAGAUCAACAUGCGGAAUCAGAAGUAUGAAGAGAGAGAUCCGGAAAAACUCCUGCAGUCCAACAGAGAAGUGAUUGUAAAACUUGCUGAAGUGGCUUUCAAACAGCUGAUGAAGGGCAAUGUGAUGUUCUAUGAGGAGGACCUAAGAGAGAGCAGCAUAGACAUCACUGACGCCUCAGUGUAUUCUGGGAUUUGCACUGAGAUCUUUAAGGAGGAAUCUUUGAUUCAUCAGCGGAAAGUCUACAGCUUCAUUCAUCUGAGCAUUCAGGAGUUUCUUGCUGCUUUUUAUUUGUUUUACUGCUAUUUAACAAAGAACAAGGAACCUCAGAAGCUUCUGGAUGCAAAAUAUAAACAUGAAUAUGACUUUGAAAGUGACUCUGGCUCUGAAUAUGACACCGAUUCUCUGUAUGAUCUACUAAGAUCAGCAGUAAAUAAAGUCCUGGAGAGUGAGAAUGGAGAGCUGGAUCUGUUCCUGCGGUUCCUGCUGGGCGUCUCACUGGAGUCCAAUCAGAGACUCUUACAGGAUUUACUGACACGCACAGAGAAGAGCUCAGAGAGCAUCAGGAGAACCACACAGUACAUUAAAGAGAAGAUCAAAGAUGGACAUGGACUCUCCACUGAAAGAUCCAUCAAUCUGUUCCUUUGUCUGCUGGAAGUGAAAGAUCAGACUCUGUCCAGAGAGAUUCAGGAAUUUGUGAAAUCAGACAAACACUCAGAGAAGAAACUCUCUCCUGCUCACUGCUCAGCAAUCGCCUACAUGAUUCAGAUGUCAGAAGAGGUGCUGGAUGAGCUGGACCUCAAGAAGUACAAGACAUCAGAUGAGGGUAAAAGAAGAUUGAUACCAGCGGUGAUCAAUUGCACAAAAGCCCUUCUUGCUGGCUGUAAUCUCACUGGCCAGCACUGUGAACCUGUGUCAUCAGCUCUUCAAUCCUCAAACUGUGUCCUGAGAGAGCUGCACCUGAGUAACAAUGACCUGCAGGAUUCAGGAGUGAAGCUGCUCUCUGAUGGACUAAAGAGUCCAAACAGUCAGCUGCGGAUACUGAGGCUGUCCAGCUGUAAUCUUACUGCUCAGGAUUGUGAAAUAGUGUCUUCAGCUCUUCAAUCCUCAAACUGUGUCCUGAGAGAGCUUGACCUGAGUAACAAUGACCUACAAGAUUCAGGAGUGAAGCUGCUCUCUGAUGGACUAAAGAGUCCAAACUGUCAGCUGGAGAUACUGAGAUUACCAUGGUGUAAUCUCACUGCUCAGUGCUGUGAAAGUUUGGCAUCAGUUCUACAAUCCUCAAACUGUAUCCUAAGAGAGCUGGAUCUGAGUAACAAUGACCUGCAUUCAGGAGUGAAGCUGCUCUCUGAUGGGCUAAAGAGUUCAAACUGUCAGUUGCAGAUACUAAGGUUGUCUGGCUGUAUGGUGACAGAGGAAGGCUGUGGUUAUGUGUCUUCAGCUCUGAGUUCAAACCCCUCACACCUGAGAGAGUUGGAUCUGAGUUACAAUCACCCAGAAGAUUCAGGAGUCCAGUUGCUCUCUGACAAACUGAAGGAUCCAAACUGCUCACUGCAGAUAAUCAAUAUGGAUUAUGGGGGAGAGUUCAGAAUUACAGCAGGACUACAAAAAUAUGCCUGUGAUCUCACACUAGAUCCAAAUACAGCAAACACUUGUCUCAUUCUGUCUGCUGAGAACAGGAAGGUUACACGUGUGUUUGAGCAUCAGCCGUAUCCUGAUCAUCCAGAGAGAUUUCAAGUUAUUCCGCAGGUUCUGUGUGUUGAGAGUUUGACUGCACGCUGUUACUGGGAGGCUGAAUGGAGCGGACGUGCUGGUAUAUCCGUGACAUAUAAAGGAAUCGGCAGGAAAGGAGGGAGUGAAGACUGUGUGUUUGGAUGGAAUGACAAAUCCUGGAGUCUCUACUGCUCCAAAAACAGAUUCUCUGUCCGUCACAAGAACUUCAAUAUACCUGCCGUCGCUUCACGCCGCUCUAAUAGAGUAGGUGUUUUUGUAGACAUUUCUGUUGGCACUCUGUCCUUCUACAGCGUCUCUGACACACACACACUCACACACUUACACACAUUCAACACCACAUUCACUGAACCCCUCUGUGCUGGAUUUGGGGUUCAUUUGGACUCUACAGUGUCUCUGAGCGACAUUAAACUGCCUCCUGUGAGAAACAACAGUGAUGCACACACCACCGGGUGAGUGAAAUAUAUUGUUUUUAAUGUUUUAUUGAAAGAUUUUUCCAGAGUGUGACUAAUAGUUCAGUGUUAUAUCCUUCACUAAUAACAUCCAAAAUAAUAUGAUGGCAGAUCUUCUAAUUUUGAUAAUUCCUCUCUAAUUCAGGAUUUUACUUUUUAAAUACAUGUGCAAAUUUGAUUCGUAUAUGGCUGUGUAUUGAAAAGGGCACAUGUAUACUACAUGGAUACUUUUUCAACGUUUUUUCGAAGUUGUAAGAUUAUUGGAGUAGGUGUUACAAGAAAAUACAUUUGUUGGUAAAAACUCCAUUCUAGCUUGAUUUUAGGUAAUUGAUAAUACAGUAGUCAACAUUUAAAGUGGAUCAAAACCUUUCAUCAAAGUCGUCGUAAAACUUUCUUCUUAGGACAACUUAGUUCUUAGGACAAUGUAAUGUAUAAAAUUCGGUAGACAAAUGUAACAGCCCAGUACCUACAAAAAAGUCCAUGGGUGCAAAAUCUGAAAACCCAACAGGAAGUGAGAUAUUUUGAAUUUUCGCUGCAAAAUUCUUGCAGUUUUUGCCAUUUCCAGAUGUUGUAAUUUAACAAA